CACACAUAGAGCAGAGAGGAUCUGUGUGAGCAGUCAUGGACCGGAGUCUGUUUGUGCUGCUGCUGCUGUCAGGGCUCUUCUGGAGCAGUUCUGCUCUUUCUCGUCAGUACCACUAUAUAAAUGUGAGAAUGUCAUGGCCAGAGGCUCAGAGUUACUGCAGAGCGAAGUACACUGACCUGGCUACUGUAGACACCAUGGAUGAUGUGAACAGGCUGGUAAAUAUAGUGGAUUCUGCAUACAGCGGAUCAGUGUGGAUUGGACUGAAGAGAGGGACACAGAAACGCUGGGUUUGGUCUAAUGGAGAAGAUACACUCACACAGUACAGUGCCUGGAAUAAAGAAGAACCGAGCAGUCAUAAUGAAUGUGGCUAUUUUGCCUUUGGAGUUUGGUAUAGUUAUCCUUGCUCAUCAUAUUUACACUUUGUUUGCUACAAUGAAAGUGAAUACAUCAGGGUACAGACUUGGAAGAACUGGACAGAUGCUCAGAGCUACUGCAGACAGCAUCACAUAGACCUGCCCACAAUCCACAACUCUGAGGAACAGAAUAAGUUAGAGAAUAUUAUUCCAUCGGGAUCGUGGGUCUGGAUUGGUCUGUUCCUGGACUCUUGGGAAUGGUCUGAUCAAUGGAAACUCAGUUUCAGAUACUGGACAGAAGGUCAACCAUCCCAGAGUUCAGGAUCUGACUGUGUCGGCAUGUCAACAACCAAUUCUGGGAAAUGGGCUCAUGAAAGCUGUGAUUUACAGCAUCCUUUCAUCUGCUAUGGAGAUGGCGAGAUCAUUAGAAAACAGCUUGUUAGACUGAAAUUGUCCUGUAAUGAUAAAUGCACACUGAAUGAUCCUUCACUACAGGCUGACAUUAUGAAUGAGAUAAGUGAAAAGCUGAAGAGCAUGGGGCUGGAAAGGGACAGCAAAAUAAUCUGGAAAAAAGGAGGAAGGUGAAGAGGUGUUUCAUCAAGAGAGCAGUUUCAAAUAAUAAAAAUAUACCUCUAUAAAUAUAUAUCUAUAUAAAAAUAUACAUCUAUAUUUGUAUUGUAUUGAUUUACCUUAGUUGUCAGUUAUAAUUAUCAAAAUUAAAAGAAAUAAACAUUUGAAAUAUAUCAGUCUGUGUGUAAUGAAUGAAUAUAAUAUACAAGUUUCACUUUUUGAAUGGAAUUAGUGAAAUAAAUCAACUUUUUGAGGAUAUUCUAAUUAUAUGACCAGCACCUGUAUAAUAUAUUUAUUGAAAUAGAUUGUGAAAUUAUUUUUCUCAAAGUUGUAUUUUAAUAACUACAUAAUGAAUCUAGCUUAACUUUAUUUAGAAAUAGCUUGUGUAUUCUUACAGCUUCAAAUUUACCAUUUAAUAGGCUACUAGUUUUUACUUAUGUAAAUAUUGCUGUAACAACAACAUGAAAUACUUCAACAUUAAAAUAAAAAAAAAAAACAUUAAAAGUAUAAUGAUUUUUUUUUUAAGUUCUAGAGUAUCCAAAGUAUUUUGAGAUAUGUGUGAACUA
Molecule: messenger RNA, 1489 nt
Organism: Ctenopharyngodon idella (grass carp)
Lineage: Eukaryota; Metazoa; Chordata; Actinopteri; Cypriniformes; Xenocyprididae
Product: C-type mannose receptor 2-like
Exons: 5
Coding region: 36-938 (300 amino acids)
Source: RefSeq, a predicted model, not a curated record